Trichogramma pretiosum is the source of this 1654-nucleotide messenger RNA. RefSeq lists its product as uncharacterized. Bases 251 to 1528 code for a protein of 425 amino acids. The record is from RefSeq and is a predicted model, not a curated record. The transcript has a single exon. NCBI's taxonomy places the organism in Eukaryota, Metazoa, Arthropoda, Insecta, Hymenoptera, Trichogrammatidae.
UUCAUGUGAAACAUUCGAUUUUACUCGUUUCGAGAUUUUUUUAUGAGUAUCAUUCAAAAUUCUGCUAAAAUAAAACCCACUGGUAACUUAUUUUAUCUUGACGUGAAAAAUGAAUCAUCUACGUAUGAGCCAGUGAUAAGAAAUAUAUGACAAGCCUAGUAAUAUAAAUAUCAAUUGCGUGUUGGCCGAGAAGUCAAUUGGACGUUCAUAUCGCAAUCGCCAGUAUUGAGUCCAAGAAUCGACGAUCAAAAUGAUGGUUAAUAGUUUGUGGUUUUUACUAGUUGCAAUUAUAGUGUCAGUGAAUUCGCAGUCGCACCACUUUGAAGAUGGCAAGAGACUACCAGGCGAUAAACUUCUACAAUCUGAAUACAUUUAUAAACAUGGAUCAACUUUUGAUAUUGUAGCACCAACGUUUGAAAAAAAAUUUGUUUUAACACAGCCUGGCUUCGUGAUUACGCAGAUACUGGCAAAAGAUAGAAAAACCAAUGGCAAAGGUGCGUAUGUUACUAAAAUAUCGGGUGGCGGAGGAAAAAAUUUCGUCACGCUAAAAUUCAAAGCCCAAAGAGGACAUGGAAUCAAAUUUGACGUUUCAAUAUUUGGAAGACCUAAACAAAACUUCAUUUUUGGAAAAAGACAAAAUGGAGAUAAUCUUAUCGUCAAAAAAGUGUUUUACAAAAAACCAGUGGCUAAUUCAGUUUUAAUCGAUCGCGAAGAAAUAAAUAUUGGACCAAAUAUGGAAAUCACUCAAAUUAAGGUAAUGGAUAGGUAUAAUACUGGCAAAAAUGCUCAAGUCAGACUUGUAUCUGGUGGAGUAAAAUACAAUCAUUCGACAUUGAAUUUUGAAAGUAUUAUUGGCAAAGGUAUCAACUACGACAUUGAAGUUUACGGCAAGGCCUUACCAAAGCCACCCAGUAUUUCGCACAAUUUGAUUGUUGGUGAACGCUCUGAAGGCGAUGUGUUAGCUAUUUCAGAAAAUGUUGAUCACCCAGCUAUAGUCGGAGGUUCCUUAAAUUUUUCAAGGCCAUUCAAGGUUGGAGAAGGAUAUAUGAUUACGAAAAUAGAGGCUUUGGACUCAAAAACUGACGGCACAGGAGCAUACGCUCGAGUUCAGUCGGGUGGAUUAAAACAAAACUCGGUUGAACUUAGGUUCAAGAGCAAACGCGGUCAAGGCGUCUACUUUACCGUGAGAAUUUACGCGAAACACCGACCCACUCCUACAACCACUCCUUUACCUGUCACACUACCACGUGAAUUUCAAAUCGGCACGAGGCAAACAGGUGAUUUUAUGGUAUACGAUGUCAAAGUUAUCAAUGCAACUUCUGAAGUAAAACAAGUUUACGCGGUAGGAUCGACUAAUAUGAUUACUUACAUUAAAGCUGUUAAUCAAAAUUUAAACAGCAGUAACGUGGUAGUUUCUAUUAUAUCUGGUGGAUUGGGGGGAAGCGAUGUCGUAUUAAAUUUCAAAAAUCUAUUUGGAUUUGGCAUCAGUUAUGCUGUUCAAAUUGUUGCUCUACCAAAAGUUCAUUGAAUCUUUUUUAUAAAACGAAUUUAGUAAAUUCCUGACAAGCUCGCUUAUAUUGAAUCUUCGAAUAUGAGAGUUGUUAUUUAAUUUUUUAUUUUCAUUUGAUUUUUAUGUGAGUUUAUAACAUUUUUA